AUGGACCCCCUUUCUAUUAUCUCAGCGGUAGACCUUUGCUUCAAAUAUGGCACAUAUCUGGUCCAAUUAUGCACUGACUUUGCAAACGCCAAAGGCGAUUAUGCGGAAAAGUUCCUCCGUGUAGAAACUUACUGGAUGAGGACGGAGCUCCAGCUGAAGGUCGUGCGGAGUAUUGCUCCCGAGCUCAGCGAAAAACAUCGCAGGAUUCAACAUGAGACUAUUGCAAUGCUAGCCACCAAGUUGGAGAUUGCUAUCAAUAAUCUUGAGUCCAUUGUCAAGCGUCGUCCUGCCGGGAACAAAGAACUGGAUAUACGUCGGUGGAAGUAUGCGCUCACGAAGGAGAAGAUUGACAGGACCAUCGAGGACCUCAAAGAAUGGCAGUCACUAUUUGAUCCAUCAUGGUAUUUGAUUAUGAAGCUCACGGACAAUAAAGUCGAUUCUGGCCUAAGCACAUACGAAAAAUCUUCUGCUAAACAUUUCCAAGACCCGAUAGCUCCUGCGCAGGCCCUCAGAAGAGCCCUGAAUCCGAGAGCCGCGAACCCUCCAUCGGUUCGCCUCUCAGCGGACUUUCUGAUUUCGAUCAACCCGCAAACAAUACCAUUUUGCUCAGCAGAAGUCGGCAGGAGGCCGGAGAAUGGUCAAUCGCUUAUUGUGGAACGAGUCAAACCUUUGCCAGGAGCCAAUAUCAAGGAUAUUAGCAAAGAUAUACGAGAUCUUGUCAGACGGCUGUCUAAGUCAGAUAGCAUGGAAUUUGGUCUCCUCAGCUGCAAAGGAUAUAUCGCACAUCGAAAACCGGGCUCUUCACAAUCUACUCCAGAUGCAUUUACUAUAAUCUUCCGAAUGCCCGCAAAGCAUGUUCAACCCCGCACUCUCCGUGCUUGUUUCCAAGAGAUGAGCCACACCCACUCACUCUCUGACCGGUUCAAGUUGGCGAAUGAGCUUGCGAAAGCAGUGCAUUCCGUUCACCUGUUUGGAUUUGUUCACAAAAACAUACGACCAGAGACAAUCCUACUUUUUGGAAGUGACGAAUCCUCGCUUGGGUCUGCCUUCCUGAUUGGAUUUGACAGUUUCCGCAUGGCCUCUGGUAAAACAUUGCGCAAAGGCGAAGCAUCGUGGGAACGGUGUCUUUAUCAACAUCCCGACCGCAUAGGAACUGUUUCCUCCAACGAUUAUAUCAUGCAGCACGAUAUCUAUAGUCUUGGUGUAUGCUUGUUAGAGCUGGGACUGUGGGAGUCUUUCGUGUCAUACGAGUCAACCCCGACAAGCAAUGACAAUGCUUCAACCCCUACUCGCGCUUCUAUUCUGGGAAUGGAUCGAGGUGUAUAUUUCCAAAAGCAUCUCCUCUUCUUAGCGCAGGGCGAAUUGCGGAAGCGAAUGGGGACCAGAUAUUCCGAAGUUGUUGUCACUUGUUUGACAUGUUUGGAUCCUGAAAAUGUCGACUUCGGAGCGGAGGCCGAUUUUGAAGAUGAUGAUGGCAUUGAAGUGGGGGCGAGGUAUAUUGAGAAGGUAUGUUGCUUCAACCCAAGUCUCAUGGAAAAUCGAUCCCUAACACAUUACCUGGAAGGUAACGAUGCGACUGAAUAG
Molecule: messenger RNA, 1584 nt
Organism: Penicillium griseofulvum
Lineage: Eukaryota; Fungi; Ascomycota; Eurotiomycetes; Eurotiales; Aspergillaceae
Exons: 2
Coding region: 1-1584 (527 amino acids)
Biological process (GO): protein phosphorylation
Molecular function (GO): ATP binding; protein kinase activity
Source: RefSeq, a predicted model, not a curated record